Messenger RNA from Ordospora colligata OC4, 777 nucleotides. RefSeq lists its product as uncharacterized. The coding region runs from base 1 to 777 and encodes 258 amino acids. The transcript has a single exon. Gene Ontology annotation, cellular component: vacuolar membrane; SNARE complex. The record is from RefSeq and is a predicted model, not a curated record. Lineage: Eukaryota; Fungi; Microsporidia; Ordosporidae. Gene Ontology annotation, biological process: intracellular protein transport. Gene Ontology annotation, molecular function: syntaxin binding; soluble NSF attachment protein activity.
AUGGAUGUGGAAUUGAAGGAAAGAAAGGUAAAGGAAGCCGAGAGAUUGAGAAAGAAGCGGAGCUUUCCGUUUAGUUUGUUCUAUCAUCCUGAUUACUAUGCAUCUGCAGAGAUAUUUAUGCAGCUAGGAAAUUCUGAGGAUGAUGUUGAGAAGAAAGUUGAGUAUUAUGAGGAGGCAGCAAAGACACAUGAGAUGGAUGAUGGAGAGUACAGUAAAUAUCUAGCAUCACAAGUUUAUGAAAAGAUAGGAGAGACAUGUGAGCAGACUAAUAAACGCAAGGCAGUGGAUGCAUACACGAAGUCUGGAGAGUAUUCGAAGAGAUACGGAAGAGAUAGUUUGGCAGCAAUAUGCUUCCAGAGGAUAUCGAGUCUAUUGAAGAGUGAGAAUGAGAUAGAAGCAGCAUAUACCUACUUGACAAAGGUUGUAGAAUGCUAUAGUGGGAGUGGAUGGAAACAUCAUCGAAUAAAAGCGAUGAAAGAUGUUGCAGAGACUUGUAUAGAGCUUAAGAGAUAUGGAGAGGCCUCAAAGAUAUACAUUAAAUUGAAUGGGAACAUGGAUCUGUUCUGUGCGUUUCUUUGUCAAAUGAUUGAAGGAGUGCCUACAGAUUUACAAGUGAGUGGUGAUGAAGAAAAGUUAUGUAAAGCAAUUGAGGAAGGGGGAGACAAGGCUAUGAAUGCCAUAAAUGAGUAUAUGCUUACGCAUGCAAUGAGCAGGGAGGUGAAGAUGCUUCUUGAGAUUAUUCUUUCAAGGUUGCAACCCGAGAAUGAUAUUUUGUAA